AUGACCCGUACGGUUAAAAAACUUGAAGUGCCUAGACCCUUGAAAUCGACGACCAGCUCCGCACACAACCGUAACUCUGUUUUAGAUGUGAAAAUUAAUUCUGUUGAUGACUUGAUAGUUUUGACGGAGGCGGUGGCAUAUCAAAUGAUGCAGGGGAACUUUGACCGUGCACUUCAGAGUAAUGUUGCCACUAUGUAUUCUAACCUUAAACUUUAUGGUGCCCAGCUUGAGGCACUCUAUAAAGACUUUCUUGAUAGAUAUUUUGUUGUUUUUCGCAAUGGCUCACAAGAUGAGCGACUCGACAAAAAAACUCGGCUUCAUCUCCUUGAGCUUAUAGAAUUGCGUGCUAAACAUUGGCAAGGUUCUGAUUAUAUGAGUCAAUAUUACAGACAUCGCGGUACACAUGCUGAGCCUCUCCUAGUACCAAUAAUGGACGGCACAGGGUCAGGCGGCUCGGCGUCCCCCACGCUGGCUGCGCCCGCCGAGCCGCCCGCACUGCUGGCCCCGGGUGAGGUGAUCAAGCCCUCGGGCAAGUUCCCCAAGCCCACCAAGAUACCUGGCAAAAACUACUCUAAAGAUGAGGUUGUUAUACGCAAUGCUGAUUCUGGGAAAGUGAUGGGUAUCAAGGGCAGGCGGGUGCAUAUGAUCGAGGAGCUAAGUGACACGAUCAUAUCGUUUCAGAGAGUGAGUCCUGGUGCGAAGGAGCGUCUUGUGCAGAUCACUGGGCCCAAUGAGGAGAAUGUCAACCACGCGAAGCACCUGAUAGGAGAUACGAUCCGGCGCAACGCGUCGCCCGUGCGGCUGGAGGGCUCGCUGGAGGGCGGCGCGCUGGCCGCCUCGCGCGCCUCGCUUGACUCCACUGGUUCCGACGACCGGCCACGGGAGAAAUCUCCUCACAACAACUCCAGGGCUCUAUUGCAUAGCUUCUCUACCAAUGACGCCGCCUUGGGGGAGUAUAAGUACACUGUCACCUUUGGGCAACAUUCCAUCAAGAUAACCGGCAACAAUUUGGAUCUCGUUAAGACGGCGAAAUUGGUGCUGGACGAAUAUUUCGAGAGCGCGGGCGCUCUGGAGGCGAUGGGGCUGGGCUCGGGCGACUUCUUCACGCUGUCGCAGCGGCCCGCCGCCGCGCUGCUGCUGCGCGACGACGCCGCGCUCAACGGCGCAGACGACGACGUGUUCGUGCCCGCCGGCGCCGCGCCCGCGCCCGCCGGCCCCGCGCCCGCCGACGACCCCGCAGCGGCGGAGGGCGAGGCCGCGCCGCGCCGCCCGCGCUUCUCCCGCGCCACCUCCACCGACAAGAGCGCAGCAGGUGGCGGUAGCAGGCAGACGUACUCGUACGAGACGCUGGUGCAGUACGCGGACUCGCCGCUGAGCAAGCUGCCGCCCGCCGGGCUCGCCGCCUUCCCCGCCGAGCUGGCGCGCAAGACUUGCCUGGAGUUCGACAGUGUCAGCUACUUGAAGAAGGUGCGCGCUGCCGGCGGCGUCACCCUCACCCUCGACGCGCCCGACUCCCCCGAGCCCGAG
Messenger RNA from Brenthis ino (lesser marbled fritillary), 1527 nucleotides. The record is from the annotation of a GenBank genome assembly. NCBI's taxonomy places the organism in Eukaryota, Metazoa, Arthropoda, Insecta, Lepidoptera, Nymphalidae.